AUGCACAUGCCAUCCGUUCUCCUUGGCCUCACAGUCCUUAGUUGGACGACGACGACGACGACGCGGGUCGAGUGCAACAUCAUCUGGCGCUAUCAGCGAUCCGACGGCGAGCCGCAAAGGGACAUUGACUUUUCCGAGGUGAGCCCUUGUGUCCGAGCUUCCCGGAUCGCCGACUUUUCAGCACACAUGGACACCACUCGGUCCCGCACAAAUGCAAGACUAUUAUGGAUCGCAUCAACACGUGCCACGCUCGUUACCCGAAAUCGAAACGGAGCAGCAGUCGUUCAAGUUUAUGGAAGCGCCGGUGAGCGGAAUCAUCCGUAUUCCGUGUUCCGCAACGUCGCUUCGUUUCAGGUGUCGCUGAGCAAUCCGGUGUUCAAUGUGUUCUCGAAAAUGAGCGAUUUGUAUCGGUGGAUAUCGAACGAGAAGCGUUCAUCGACACUUUUACUAUACUGA
This is a messenger RNA of Caenorhabditis sp. 36 PRJEB53466, 456 nucleotides long. NCBI's taxonomy places the organism in Eukaryota, Metazoa, Nematoda, Chromadorea, Rhabditida, Rhabditidae. The record is from the annotation of a GenBank genome assembly.